AAAAGUCUUUUUUAUGUGAUAUUGUCUUCUUCUUAUCUCUUUUUGGAGUACCUAAAAGAGCUUUUCAAAAAGAUAACGGAUUAGUAGUAAUAAAUCAUUCGACGGAGGAGAAGAAACCCAGAAAAGAGGCACGAAGAACACUAAACUAAUUUUGAGAGAAUCAAAGAAACCGCUUAAAAUAAAAAUAAAAAGAUGGUGAGUGAAGGAGAAACAAGAAAAGAACUUAGCAGAUGCUUCGAGAAGAUGAAGAUGGAAGGGUAUGUGAUCUCUGAGUGGAAAGAUAUCCCCGUGGAGCUUCUUAUGAGGAUCCUUAGCCUUGUUGAUGAUGAUCGUACUGUGAUCAUUGCUUCUGGUCUUUGUAGUGGCUGGAGAGAUGCUGUUUCCCUUGCCCUUACUCGUCUCUCUCUCUCUUGGUGCAAGAAGAAUAUGAACAGUUUGGUUCUUUCUCUUGCUCCUAAAUUCGUGAAGCUUCAGACUUUAGUACUGAGACAGGACAAACCUCAGCUUGAGGACAACGCGGUGGAAGCCAUAGCAAAUCGCUGUCACGAGCUACAAGAUUUGGACUUGAGCAAAAGCUUGAAACUUACUGACCGUUCCCUCUACUCUCUUGCUCGUGGUUGCACUAGCCUCACUAAACUCAACCUUAGCGGAUGCACUUCGUUCAGCGACACUGCUCUUAAUCAGUUGCAGUCACUAAACUUGGGAUGGUGUGAGAAUAUAAGUGAUGAUGGAGUUAUGAGUUUAGCUUAUGGCUGUCCUGAUCUCAGAACUCUUGAUCUUUGUGGCUGUGUAUUAAUUACAGAUGAGAGUGUUGUGGCUUUGGCAAACCGGUGUGUACACUUGAGGUCAUUGGGGUUAUACUACUGCAGAAACAUUACAGACAGAGCUAUGUACUCCUUGGCACAAAGCGGAGUCAAGAACAAACACGAGAUGUGGCGAGCAGUGAAGAAAGGAAAAUUCGAUGAAGAAGGACUAAGAAGCCUUAACAUUAGCCAAUGCACUUACCUCACACCUUCAGCUGUUCAAGCGGUAUGCGAUACAUUCCCAGCACUCCACACUUGUUCAGGCAGGCAUUCACUUGUCAUGAGCGGUUGUCUCCAUUUACAAUCAGUUCACUGUGCUUGCAUCCUCCAGUCUCACCAAACCCACACCGCUUUCCCUCACCCGGCUCACUGAACCGUUGUGGUCUUCUCUUUGGUAUGUGUGUACAUAUAAAAAAAAGCCUUAUGACGUUAAUAAAAAAGCUUCUUUGAGUUUA
This is a messenger RNA of Camelina sativa (false flax), 1258 nucleotides long. Lineage: Eukaryota; Viridiplantae; Streptophyta; Magnoliopsida; Brassicales; Brassicaceae. The record is from RefSeq and is a predicted model, not a curated record.